AUGUCUUCCACGAUCCGGGUUCAUAACUCUCUAAAGCCAGGAGGACCAGUACCUUUUGUUCCAAUUGAGAAGGGAAAAGUCUCCUGGUAUGCCUGCGGCCCGACUGUUUACGACCAGAGCCAUUUAGGUCAUGCGCGCAAUUAUGUCUCGACCGAUAUUAUACGACGUAUCCUGUUGCAUUACUUUGGAUUCGACGUCAAGUUCGUUAUGAACUUUACAGAUGUAGACGAUAAGAUUAUAAUAAAAGCCCGGAGACAACGCUUGCUCGACCUCGAGAAACAAAAGAACUACACAGACGCCGAGACCAUAGAAUUAGCGAAAGCUGCGUUCCGAGAAUAUGCGAAGAGCAAUCUCCCUAAGCUUCUCGAAGGCGAGGGUGAGCUAGAUGUCAACAACUAUAUUCCGAGAAGAGAUGCAGCGUAUGGAAAUGUAUUGGCAGGGGGUACUCUGACAGGAGAAGGCAAGCCGGGAGACAUCGAGGCAAAGCUGAAGAUGCACAUAAGUAAUAUGACCACCGCGGUCAUUGCUAUCGGUGGUAACCAGGUAUUCGGGGGUGCCGACGAGAUCUUGCUGCCGUAUCUGGAUUCCCUAUAUAAGGAAACCAUUGAUACGAGCGAUCAGUCAAUCUUCACCGAUCUAACCCAGUUUAUGGAGGGGGAAUUUACUGACGAUAUGGAUGCUCUAAACGUACUUCGUCCUGAUGUGGUCACGCGAGUUACCGAAUAUGUGCCCCAAAUCGCUAAAUUCGUCGAAAAGGUUGUCGAGAAGGGUUAUGCGUACGAAGCUGAGGGGUCCGUCUACUUCGAUAUUGCAGCAUUUGAGAAGGCGGGAAAUACAUAUGCAAGACUACGACCGGAUAGUCGCAAUGACAAGGCGUUACAAGAAGAAGGCGAGGGCUCCUUAUCUAAGAGCCUCGGCGGGAAGAAGAGUGCCGGUGAUUUUGCACUGUGGAAGAAGUCUAAGCCAGGUGAACCGUACUGGCCAAGCAAAUGGGGCAAUGGACGACCAGGGUGGCAUAUUGAAUGCUCAGUAAUGGCAUCCGAUGUCCUAGGUUCACGUAUGGACCUCCAUAGUGGUGGUAUCGAUCUGGCAUUCCCGCAUCACGACAAUGAACUGGCCCAAAGCGAGGCGUAUUUCUGCGAGCACGGUCAUGAGCAUACCUGGGUCAACUACUUCCUGCACAUGGGCCACUUAUCGAUCUCUGGGUCGAAAAUGUCCAAAUCCCUCAAGAAUUUCGAGACAAUCAAGGAUGCGUUGGCAUCAACAUAUACAGCACGGUCAAUGCGCAUAGUAUUCCUUCUCGGCCGAUGGAACGACGGUGUUGAAAUAUCACCGGAUAUGAGAAUCCAAGCCGACAGCUGGGAAAGCCUGGUCAAUAACUUUUUCACGAACACAAAAUCGCUUCUAGCUGAGGCAGCCGGCUCUUCGACGACUGUAGACGGCGGUGUGAAGGCACUUUCGAUUGAUGAUAAAUCUCAAGAAGGCUUGCGAGCCGAUUUAGAACAAGCCAAGAAAGACGUCGAAGAAGCAUUUUCUAACUCUUUUGAUACGCCACAAGUCUUACGAGCAAUAGCGGAAGUGAUUAGAAAAGCCAACGUUCAUAUUAACACCCAAAAGUCCGAUGUGGACCUGCCAGCAGUUGAAGCAAUUGCAAGGUGGAUCACCAAGAUAGUUGGUAUCCUUGGUCUCGAUGCGAACGCGAGCCCUCCUUAUGAAGGUCUCGGCUGGGUUUCUGCUGCCGCGGCGACUAAUCAAGAUCCGACAACGGCCGUACAGCCAUAUAAGACCGUAUAUGAGACCGUCUAUUCUGACGUGCGGGCUCUGAAGCUCCCUUCCUCCGAAACUAUCACCAAUCUUUUCUCUCAAUCACCAGAUCUACAGUUUGACUCUUUAGCUGGUGCUGGAACCAGAGACCCAGAGCAAUUGGCAUUGCCAUAUCUACGGGCAGUGGCGAAGCUACGCGAUGAGCUCCGGCGUCUGGCUCCGACAGCAUCACCAGAAGUGAAGAAGUCAAUCCUAACCCUAAGCGACCGGGUGCGAGAUUUUGAUCUCACCAAUCUUGGAGUCUACUUAGACGAUCGACCGGAUCAGCCGUCAUUGAUAAAAUUUGUUCCCGCAGCUGAGUUGAUCGCAGCAAGAGAGGAAAAGGCAGCCAAGGAAGCAGAGAAAGCACGUGCGAAGGAAGAAGCAAGAAUUGCUAGAGAAAAAGCCGAAGAAGAAAAAUGGGAAAAGGCAAAAGUGGCGCCGGAGGAGAUGUUUAAGAGUGACGAUCGGUAUAGUGAAUGGGAUGCCGAAGGAUUACCUACGAAGAUGAAGGACGGUAGUGAAGUUGCUAAGAGCCAAUUGAAAAAGUUGAAGAAGGACUGGGAUAGGCAAAAGAAGGCACACGGAGAAUACAAGGCUAAGUUUGGAGGGGGUGCAGCGUAA
Daldinia decipiens is the source of this 2427-nucleotide messenger RNA. Its product is annotated as tRNA synthetases class I (C) catalytic domain-containing protein. Gene Ontology annotation, molecular function: cysteine-tRNA ligase activity; ATP binding. The coding region runs from base 1 to 2427 and encodes 808 amino acids. Gene Ontology annotation, biological process: cysteinyl-tRNA aminoacylation. Gene Ontology annotation, cellular component: cytoplasm. NCBI's taxonomy places the organism in Eukaryota, Fungi, Ascomycota, Sordariomycetes, Xylariales, Hypoxylaceae. The transcript has 3 exons. The record is from RefSeq and is a predicted model, not a curated record.